AGCAGCCAGCGUUUUCGGAGCUUCUCCCUGGUUCUCUCUCUCCAGAAGGUUCUGCCGGUUCCCCUAGCUCAGGGUACCCGGCUCUGCAUCGCGCCGCCAUGAUGGGCCAUCGUCCCGUGCUCGUGCUCAGCCAGAACACAAAGCGUGAAUCUGGAAGGAAAGUUCAGUCUGGAAACAUCAAUGCCGCCAAGACUAUUGCAGAUAUCAUCCGAACAUGUUUGGGACCCAAGUCCAUGAUGAAGAUGCUUUUGGACCCAAUGGGAGGCAUUGUGAUGACCAAUGAUGGCAAUGCCAUUCUUCGAGAGAUUCAAGUUCAGCAUCCAGCAGCCAAGUCUAUGAUUGAAAUUAGCCGGACCCAGGAUGAAGAGGUUGGAGAUGGGACAACAUCAGUAAUCAUUCUUGCAGGGGAAAUGCUGUCGGUGGCUGAGCACUUCCUAGAGCAGCAGAUGCACCCGACAGUGGUGAUCAGUGCUUACCGGAAGGCUUUGGAUGAUAUGAUCAGCACCCUUAAGAAAAUCAGUACUCCUGUCGACAUCAAUGACCGUGACAUGAUGCUGAACAUCAUCAACAGCUCCAUCACCACCAAAGCCAUCAGUCGGUGGGCCAGCUUGGCUUGCAACAUAGCCCUGGAUGCGGUCAAAACUGUCCAGUGUGAGGAGAACGGGCGGAAGGAGAUUGACAUCAAGAAAUACGCUAGAGUGGAGAAGAUACCGGGGGGCAUCAUUGAAGAUUCCUGUGUCUUACGCGGAGUCAUGAUUAACAAGGAUGUGACACAUCCUCGCAUGCGGCGCUUUAUCAAGAACCCCCGCAUCGUGCUGCUGGACUCCUCCCUGGAGUACAAGAAGGGAGAAAGCCAGACUGACAUCGAGAUCACACGAGAGGAAGACUUCUCCCGAAUCCUCCAAAUGGAAGAGGAAUACAUCCAGCAGCUCUGUGAGGACAUCAUCCAGCUGAAGCCCGACGUUGUCAUCACGGAAAAGGGCAUCUCAGAUCUAGCGCAGCACUACCUCAUGCGGGCCAAUAUUACAGCCAUUCGCAGAGUCCGGAAGACAGAUAACAAUCGCAUCGCCAGAGCUUGUGGGGCCCGGAUAGCCAGCAGACCAGAGGAACUGAGAGAAGAUGACGUCGGGACAGGAGCAGGCCUCCUGGAAAUCAAGAAAAUUGGAGAUGAGUACUUCACGUUCAUCACUGAGUGCAAAGACCCCAAGGCCUGCACCAUUCUCCUCCGGGGAGCCAGCAAAGAGAUCCUCUCGGAAGUGGAGCGAAACCUCCAGGAUGCUAUGCAAGUGUGUCGCAAUGUCCUCUUGGACCCUCAGCUGGUGCCAGGAGGAGGCGCCUCUGAGAUGGCCGUGGCCCAUGCACUGACAGAAAAGUCCAAGGCCAUGACUGGUGUGGAGCAGUGGCCAUACAGGGCUGUUGCCCAGGCCUUAGAGGUCAUCCCUCGGACCCUCAUCCAGAACUGUGGGGCCAGCACCAUCCGUCUGCUCACCUCCCUUCGGGCCAAGCACACCCAGGAGAACUGUGAGACUUGGGGUGUGAAUGGGGAGACCGGUACUUUGGUGGACAUGAAAGAGCUGGGCAUCUGGGAACCGCUGGCAGUGAAGCUACAAACAUACAAGACGGCAGUGGAGACGGCAGUCCUGCUGCUGCGGAUUGAUGACAUCGUCUCAGGCCACAAGAAGAAGGGCGAUGACCAGAACCGGCAAGGAGGGGCUCCUGAUGCUGGCCAGGAGUGAGUGCUGGGCAAGCCGACUCAACACGCAGCCUGCACCGCCUCCUCCGUCCCUGAGCCAGAGGCCAAGGCCACUGUGGACGUCUUUGUUUGGAAGGGGAUCGGGUUGGGGGCAGCCCCCAGUCCCUUCUGUCCUGGCUCAGUUUGCAAAAGGCACUGACACAUAAUUCUCCAUUGUCAGCUUCCCAUUUAGUUUGCUUCCGAUGAUUAAAUCUAAGUCAUUUGA
Echinops telfairi (small Madagascar hedgehog) is the source of this 1958-nucleotide messenger RNA. It is a transcript of the gene CCT3, whose product is annotated as chaperonin containing TCP1 subunit 3. Gene Ontology annotation, molecular function: ATP binding; ATP hydrolysis activity; ATP-dependent protein folding chaperone. The coding region runs from base 99 to 1736 and encodes 545 amino acids. Gene Ontology annotation, cellular component: chaperonin-containing T-complex. The transcript is spliced from 14 exons. NCBI's taxonomy places the organism in Eukaryota, Metazoa, Chordata, Mammalia, Afrosoricida, Tenrecidae. Gene Ontology annotation, biological process: protein folding. The record is from RefSeq and is a predicted model, not a curated record.